Misgurnus anguillicaudatus (oriental weatherfish) is the source of this 2630-nucleotide messenger RNA. The record is from RefSeq and is a predicted model, not a curated record. NCBI's taxonomy places the organism in Eukaryota, Metazoa, Chordata, Actinopteri, Cypriniformes, Cobitidae.
UAGGAUCCAAACAGGGAUGAAUUUAGAAGCCACCAAACACUUCCAUGUUUUCCCUAUUUAAAGACUGUUACAUAAGUAUUUACACCAGUAAGUAUGGUUGCACAAAAUUAAACGUUUGUUUGGAUCUUAAAGCAUCAUGAAACGCUAACUUUUUUAGAUGUUAACAAAGUUAGUUGUGUUGCACGUCAUAGAAGACAAUGUCAGUAUCUGUUAAUUUUAACAUCAGGAGAAAACUAGUUAAUUUUCAGCUUUGUUGUGAUAUUUUUAUCUUCCGGGUUUAAACUCCAUAUCUUGUAAACGUCACGGGCUGUGACGUGGCAAACAUGAGAAAAAGCACAACGCGUCAUAACCUGAAAACCACGCCCACUGGUGUCUCAUUAUUAUUUAUAAGAUAGCGUGUUCUUAUCCAAUGCGGAGAUGUUGUGUGUGUGUGCAUGUGCUCCGUGCGGCCAGGUCGUUGGAUGACUUUCCCCACGUUGCAGUCAGGAUUAGACUCACCAUCAACUAAAUUUGCUCUGGAAAGCUACGGGAGGCAGGUGGACUUUGAUCUGUUCUGAGGUACCAUGUCCUGAUGACUUUUAAUUAUCUUCAAACACGCUAUUAUUUCAACUAUAACAGUUUUACUUGACCUUUGUUUUAAUAAAAUAUUAUAUUCAGUUGAAUUAUUUCUGUAAUACUGCUAAUCAUAGAAAAUCUUAUCUUAUUUCAGUUACCCCGCCCACUCAUCAUUGUUCUUCUCACAGCGUCCACGCCCAUUUAAGUUGCAUUUUUCAAAAUGAUAGUGAGGUAGACUGGAACUGAAACAGCUGGGUCUAAUAAAUGGGGCUAGGCUUAAUGGUAACACAUUCACAAGGUGCUGUACAAAAAUGAAAAGUGCACGCAUUGAAUAAAAAUAGGUAUGUAUUAAUUUGUCUAAGUUGAGAAGAACAUAGUAAAAUAUUGAAAAAAGGUGGCGUUUUCCUUAAAUCAACUCUGCUGGGUGUACAUAUUGUCUAUUGAUACUGUUGGAAAGCAUCUUUUGCAGCGAUUUUUGUGUGAGCAUAUCAGUGAACACCCCUGACCACCCGAUGAGUUUCACGUCUUUGUAAACGAAAGUUUAAUGCAUUUUAGGAAGGAUUGUUCCAGUGCACCUAUGCAGCCAUUGUAGAGGUGGGAGGUGAUACAACAAACACCCGGAAAUUCUCGGGCCAGAAUCAUAUGUCCAAAUUUCAGUCAAAACUGUUCUAUUUCAUAAUAAACAAUCUGAAAAAUAAGGCUUUAAGUGUAAAAUACAGAACAUGUCCUUUAAGAUUGCCUUGAAAGGUUGUUCAGGAAUUUCAAUUAGUAUUGCUGUGAUAAUUGAUUGCCUUUUCCAAUACAGAUAUACAGAUGUUCUCUUUCCUCUUCGAGAAUAUUCCAGAACCCAGAAAGAAAGACCUGAGCCAGAUGAGCCUUAUGAUUCCAACUCAGAUGAAGGCCCUGACUCACACAUAAAGACCAAACACAAGAGAUCAUCAAAGACUGAGAGAAAUGAAUAUUCCAGAACCCAGAAAGAAAGACUUGAGCCAGACGAGCCUUAUGAUUCCAACUCAGAUGAAGGCCCUGACUCACACAUAAAGACCAAAGACAAGAGAUCAUCAAAGACUGAGAGAAAUGAAUUGUGCAGAACCCAGAAAGAAAGACCUGAGCCAGACGAGCCUUAUGAUUCCAACUCAGAUGGCCCUGACUCACACAUAAAGACCAAAGACAAGAGAUCAUCAAAGACUGAGAGAAAUGGUUCUCCUAGGCAGAAGAGUGGGAAAAGGCCCUGGAGUGAUGCUGAAAAAAAGGCAAUUUGUCGGCAUCUUGGAAACACGAUCAUGUUAAUGAAAGUUCCUGGCAAAGACAAGUGCACCAAGAGAAAGAACCAGUGCUACAAAACAGGGACUGGAGAGAUAUUAAAAAUCAUGUGCACAAUACCAUUCAAUCUUAAAAGAAAAAAAGUUGAUUAACUUUUUGUGUGUAAAACAUGUUUUUUUCUGCUUAAAGAGAUAGUUUAUUCAAAAUUGAUAAUAAGUAUGAGUAAUUUGACAUCUUACAUUUUUGGGUAAUUUUUUUACUGUUUAGGAGCACGUUUGUUUGGAAAUAGGCUUAUUCUCCCACUCCCCCACUGUUAAUAAGUUAGGUUUGACCCUUUUGGAAUCUAUUCAGUCGAUCUCCGGGUCUGGCGAUAACACUUUUAGCAUACAUCAAUAAAUCUAAUUAGACCAUUAACAUCACAUGUAACCUGGAGAUCGGCUGAAUAGAUUUAAAAAAGGUUCAACUUAACUUAUAACUGCGGGGAAGUUGGAAAACAAGCACAUUUCCAAAUAAAGGGAAGUGUUGGCCUUGUAAGCCAUUGAUAUAUAUUGAGGUUUGAUUUUGACUAACACGGUCUCACACCCAUGGCGUCAAUAUUUGACGACACUUGACCAUGCGUCAAUAUGUUGACGCGGAGGGUAUACCUUUCGCGUCAUUUUUUGACGAACUGGGGACUUCAAUACUAUUAGGUACGCGAAAUUAAACAGUUGUCGCCUGGCAUUGGGGUUAGGGAAAGGUUUGGGUAAGGAUGUCAUUAUGUAAAUCUAACCCUAAACCGACGCGAAAAUGGUAGAAAAUGGUAAGAAAAUAGG